GAUCUACCUCUCUCUCUCUCUCUCUCUCUAAUUCCUCGUCGCUUCUUCUCUACAUCGGGCUUUUGGUCCCCAGUAGAACCCUAGAAUUGUCAAUUCGUCUGCUAGUGAUUGAUUUUUCAAGGAGCUUGUUGAAUUUUACUAUUAAAGAAAUUGACUCAAACAAUCUUGGGAGUAUCUUUUCGUGGUUAUGCUCUGAAAUUACGCUUCUUUAUUUGUCUAAUUCUCGCUUGGAUUUCUUGAUUUCCUGUUCGUUGGAGUUUAUUAAUGAGUUUCCUUUGAAUGAGGGGAAGGCUGUGAAGUCAGUCCGGUCUUUUAUCUUUGUUUCAUGGGCAACACAUGCCGUGGAUCUUUUGGUGGCAACCACUUCCAGGGCUACACCGAGCCCAUAGAUCGCUCCAUCUCUAAGAGGAACACUUCUGAGCAUUCCACUUACAGUUACUCGCCAAACAACGUGAACACCUACCAGCCCAUCGCCGAGGGUUUCGCCAAAGAUAAUCACAAGAAAGACCAGAAUCCAGCUCUGGCUAGUCCAACGGCAAAAGACAUGAGGCGGGGAUUAGACAACCAGACUUAUUAUGUCUUGGGUCAUAAGACUGCUAACAUCCGUGAUCUUUACACCCUGGGCCGUAAGUUGGGUCAGGGACAAUUCGGCACGACUUAUUUGUGCACCGAGAUUUCCACGGGUAAAGAUUACGCUUGUAAAUCUAUCUCCAAGAGGAAGCUGAUUUCUAAGGAAGACGUGGAAGAUGUUAGGAGGGAAAUUCAGAUAAUGCACCAUCUAUCAGGUCACACGAAUAUCGUUACAAUUAAGGGAGCCUAUGAAGAUCCGUUGUAUGUCCAUAUCGUGAUGGAGUUGUGUGCUGGGGGUGAAUUGUUUGAUCGCAUCAUUCAACGAGGACACUACAGCGAGAGGAAGGCAGCUGAGUUGACAAAGAUUAUCGUUGGGGUUGUUGAAGCCUGCCAUUCGCUCGGGGUUAUGCAUAGGGAUUUGAAGCCAGAGAAUUUCUUGUUGGUUAACAAAGACGAUGAUUUCUCUCUUAAAGCCAUUGAUUUUGGUCUCUCGGUCUUCUUUAAACCAGGCCAAGUAUUUACUGAUGUCGUUGGAAGUCCAUAUUAUGUGGCUCCGGAGGUACUUUGCAAGCAUUAUGGACCAGAGGCAGAUGUAUGGACUGCAGGAGUGAUACUGUAUAUAUUGCUCAGUGGUGUGCCACCUUUCUGGGCAGAAACCCAGCAAGGAAUUUUUGAUGCGGUUCUGAAGGGAGUUAUUGACUUUGAAUCAGACCCCUGGCCUCUAAUCUCAGACAGUGCCAAGGAUCUUAUUAGGAAGAUGCUCUGUUCUCAGCCCUCUCAGCGCUUGACUGCUCAUGAAGUACUAUGUCAUCCAUGGAUUUGUGAAAAUGGAGUUGCUCCUGACCAAGCAUUGGAUCCAGCUGUCCUUUCUCGCCUGAAACAGUUCUCUGCAAUGAAUAAAUUAAAGAAGAUGGCUUUGAGGGUAAUAGCUGAAAGCCUCUCUGAGGAGGAAAUUGCUGGUUUACGUGAGAUGUUUAAGGCAAUGGAUACUGACAACAGUGGUGCAAUCACAUUUGAUGAACUAAAAGCUGGUUUGAAAAGAUAUGGCUCUAAUUUGAAGGAGUCUGAAAUUCGUGAUCUUAUGGAUGCGGCUGAUGUGGACAAUAGUGGCACCAUUGACUAUGGAGAAUUUAUUGCUGCCACAGUUCAUCUUAACAAGCUAGAACGGGAAGAACAUCUCAUUGCAGCAUUUUCAUACUUCGACAAGGAUGGGAGUGGUUAUAUCACAGUUGAUGAACUGCAGCAGGCAUGUUCUGAGCAUAACAUGACAGACAUUCUUGUUGAAGAUAUUAUCAAAGAAGUUGAUCAAGAUAAUGAUGGUAGAAUAGACUAUGGUGAAUUUGUUGCUAUGAUGCAAAAAGGAAAUGGGGGAAUUGGAAGACGAACCAUGAGGAACAGUCUGAAUAUGAGCAGGAUAGAUGCACCAGGAUCUCAUUAGCCUUUGAUUAUGCACAUCAUGUACAGGGAUAUUGGCAGGUUGUACAGAAAGGCCGGAAGAGAAGAAUCGGUGGUAAUGACUUCAAAUAUGCAAGUUUGGUUGGCAUCCAGCUCCGAAACCUUGGGACAUAUUACAGAAGCUUCCAGAAUGAAGGUUUUAUGAGUGAGCAUUUUGUUAGUCAUGCCUGUUUGUGGCCAAAUAAUUGGAAAAAAGAAAAUCCAUAUGACUUCAUUGAGUGUAUGCUUCUCCCAUUUAAAGUUUGAAGUUUUGUUUGUCAACAUCUAUUCCUUUGUUUUAAGUUUUAACAACUUAGUUCCCUUUAUGCAAA
This is a messenger RNA of Nelumbo nucifera (sacred lotus), 2336 nucleotides long. It is a transcript of the gene CPK26, whose product is annotated as calcium-dependent protein kinase 26. The record is from RefSeq and is a predicted model, not a curated record. NCBI's taxonomy places the organism in Eukaryota, Viridiplantae, Streptophyta, Magnoliopsida, Proteales, Nelumbonaceae. Gene Ontology annotation, molecular function: ATP binding; protein kinase activity; calcium ion binding. Gene Ontology annotation, biological process: protein phosphorylation.